GGCGUGUUUACUGUAGAUCUCUAAAGCAGAUAUACCCCGGGUUACAGGUGAGGUCGUGUAGAUGACUCAUAACUUCUCAUAUGAAGAACAUAGUGUGUGCGGUGCUGUGCACCCAGUCUACCGCGUGUUUAAUUGUCCUGGGAUAGAGUUACCAUAUCAUAUGAGUCCAUGUGCCUUGAGCCAGUUCGGGCUUUCCAACUCACAUCGCAAUGCACUCCUGGUACGUUUGACCUGUCUCGGGUAUGCUUGUUUAUUUUCUUUAUAAGAAAGCAGGACUACACUUCCUAAACCCUGCCCUGGAAGCGAGUCACCGAUCAGGAUACAUCUGUCACAUGUGAUAGUACCGUUCCUCGUGCAUGGGUGGACAAAGAAGCAACUGCCAACCGAGCGCGGCUCCAUCGAAAUAUGUCAGCUGUGCAGUCUUGCCCAUCUUGACUGAACUGAGUGGCAAAAGAAAGAAGUGGUAUCUUUUAAGAGCAGAUCACGUCAGAGUUUAAUUUGCAUAAUAAUCUUGUAAAGCAGCGAUGCUGUUAUUUUGUUGUUGCUAAGCUACUGUAAAUAUACUAAUAUGAGGAAUAAAUGAAACGGCCGCUAGGUUCAACUUCAGCGGAUAUCCGUGUCUUGUGUUAAUUUGCUGUGACCGAGUGAGACUGACGUCUCUUGCGGAGAUUUACACUUCCUUGUUUAGAAAGAAGAGUCCCUGAAUCGGCCGUGCACAGUAUGAACAUGUGUACAGAAAUAUCACCUAAUAUUAUUAAUAAGAUCAGAACAUAUCGUUUCGUUUUUGUCUCUAAACGCAAGGAUUGUUUGUAGAAUUUCUGCACCACCAAACGCAAGUCCACAAAGUACUUGAAAAUACUUUUACAGGUCUCAUGGAAGAAGAAAAAACAAGGAAAGCGACCAGUUGCAUAGAAGGAUGCUCUGAGAAAUGAGAAAGCAUGACUGAGGCCCCUAUCAUGUUGUGUGGGUUGUAUGUCCUUCUAGCGAGCUUCCCGGGAACCAUAGCAGAAUGGCGGACAAGCGGGAUCGUAGCCCGACCCUGGAGGAUGCAUUUAAGGCCCUGUCCAACGUAGGGAAAGACAGGCUGACCAGCCUCAGUCUGAAGCUGGAAUGUUCUGUCUCAGACACAGACAAGCUUGUUUAUGCCAUGGUGCUGAUAAAUCUGAAGCGCAGGCAGGAAGCCCGCACUGAGCUCCAAAAGCUGGGCCACAAUCAGACGGCUGUUUACCUGGCUGGCAUGACAGCCAAGGACGGCCAACACUCGGCCUCAACCAGCAAACUGCUCUCCGGCCAAGCUGAUUUUCUCGUGGACGUGGCUCGGAUCUUUAAAGUCUUGGUGGCUGAGAGGCUCUGUGACGAGUCGCUGCGAGACAACGCCUACCUGAUCGCGAUGGAGGCGUGCAAAAACGCAGGUGGGAAAUGCAAGGUGAGCCUAGAGCAUCUGAAAGUGGAGUCGAGGACUGAGUGUGACCCCCACUUGGAGCUAACAGCCCCGGAUGAGAGUGGGGGGGCGGCUUUGAAAUCCAGUGCCGGACUCUUCUCUUGGGUCAGUGGGAUGCUAAGGAGAAGCCCGGCCAUAAACAUUCACAACAGCAAAAGUCAGUCAAGGACUGAAGUCAAGAGCUCUCCGUCUUCUCUGCAAAGCCUUACAGAGAGUUCUGUUUCCUUUGCUAGUCACCUGGAGAUCAGCCAGUCUCCCACUGUGCCGUUUCUUACUGCUGGGACAAAUAAAGCGCUUUCACACUCUUCCGUUGACAGUGCAUCUGUCGGCAGCACAGGGACAGGUCAGGGGGCUGCCAGUACGAAUCUUGUUUUAUCUAGCGUGGACAUUCAGCCAAACCCUGUACCGAUGCCACCUGUACAAGGGGAAGAAGAACGAAACAGAAGCAUACAUCCAGGAGCCCAGAUUCAGGAUAGCAAUUGUAAUAUCGACUCUUCUGUGUCCACUGGACAGUCCUCUGCAGAACAGCCCAGUUGUAGUGAAGUGAAACAGGUGCAGUGCACUGCAGAUCCGGUAAGCGAUCAGCUUGUGACUUCGAAAACCGGGCUACAGGAGGAGAGCCAAGAGCCGUCAGCCUUACCAGAGAAGGUUUCUUCAGAGGAGGAAAAAACCUCACCCCCAAGCAUCCCACCAAAGACCUUGGUUGAGGAGUCGCACCCUGAAACGAAACCUUCGGAGCCCCCAAGGAACCCAACCCCAGCCCCGACCGCAGAGCAAGAGGGUGAGACGGAAAACAAGUUCUUCUCGUUUGUGAUUCUCCACGCCCGGGAGGAUGCAGACAAUGCCAUCAGGGUUCAGGAGACUCUCAAGCAGCUGGGUGCUGGGGAAGGAGCCACCUUCAGCGUGGACUUCGAAAUCCCUGGGAAAAGCCCCUUGACCUGCAUUCAGGAUGCCGUCAAUAACUCUGCCUUCACGCUCAUCCUCCUGACCACCAACUUCAACUCCCACUGGGCCCAGUACAAAACCAACUCUGUGCUGAUGGACUCCAUCGAGCGGCGCCACAAGUACAACACGGUCAUCCCCUUUCUGCCCAGGAGACACUGCCUGCCCAGAGAGAGCAUCCCUUUCGCGCUAAAGUGCUUGAUCCCCAUGGAGGAGAACAAAAGCUUCUUCCCGAAAAAGGUGAAGAAGACCUUCAACCAAAAAAUGAUUGAGAAUCAGAGGGCCCUCUGGAGCCAGGAGCAAAAAAUCAAACAGCAGAAAGAGAAGGAAGAGCAACUUAAAGACCAGAACAAGAACUAUGAACUCUUGCAACGCGCGAACGUUAACGUUCAGCUGCAGCAAUACAUGGCUUUGCAGUACACGCAGAUGCUGCAAGGAAUAAUACCACCACAGCAGCUACCAGGAGAUCCAAACCCCCAAGCACAAUAUCCCCCACACCUAAACCAAAUGCCACCUGGACAUCCUCACUAUCCUCUACCUGGCCAGCCGGCCUUCAAUCCCGCUGGACUGCCAUUCCCGGGAGGGAUGAUGCCUAAUUUCGCAGCCCAGUUUCCACUGCAGCAGUUUUUCCCAUUCCCAACCACCCUGCAGCAGCAAGCACAGGAUCAGAACGUGGGCAGCAAUCCAGGGGCCCCCCAGCCCUGCCCGCCUCCAAACAUCAUCCAGAUCCACCACGCCAGCAACAUUCAGAUCGGAAACCAGGCACAGAUGAGCGUCAGCGCGGCCAGCGAGGAAGACGAAGACGAGGAAGACGAAGAAGCAGUCCAGGAAAGCACAGGCUAGAGACAGGUGCCUGGGUAAGAGGCGACGCCAAUGCUACAGGGUGAACGGCACGCCUUUAAUAAAAAUACAAUAAAAUGGCAGCGUUUUCUGUGGGAAAGUCCUGCAGCGGAGGCCCGUGACACUGGUGGAUCCAAAAGCUAGAACUGCCCAAACUGUAUGGCCCAGAGGAUUUCCUUUCCCUUUCUCUUUCACUGUGCUUUACAGAUUGACAUUGUUGGGCAGUUAAGCUCUGUUGCACCAUCAGUACUGGUUGUUCCAGCAGCUAGAACAGAUCUAAACAAAUACAAAAUAAAAUUCGACAAAGGUUGUGUUUUCCAUUUUUUGUUGGAAAAACUGGAGGUACCUACCCAGCCAAUGUACUUUACACAUGCCUAAACACCUAAUAACCGGACCUAAUAAUUGUAUUACUUGUAUUGCAACACUUGAAAUGUAUUUGCUUACGAUUGUAAGUCGCCCUGGAUAAGGGCAUCUGCUAAGAAAUAAAUAAUAAUAAUAAUAACCUUACCCACUGCAGGCUGUGUAACAGCACAGGAAGCAGAGCUCAAAAAGGGGCAUUGCAUUUUGUCCCCUCCCAAACUGGUGUUUUUGAUUCUAUUUAUUACAUUUUACACCAAACACUUAUAAAGCUGAUAUUUUCAGCAUGGCCUUAUAAGGCAACAGCCUUCUCAAACAUGCAGCUAUGCUAUUUUGAAAAGAGUAGGGGCAGCUACACCUUUAAAUAGACCCCACUACCAAAAAUAAAACCACGUACCACUCAGUAUAAUACAGAGCCUUUCACCUGGCUGUCAUGGAAAGGGUGCUAAAGCAUACCUUGUCAGGUUAAGACUACACCUGAAGAUUGCUGAUCUCCACUAUCAGGUCUGACUGUGAACUGUUAUGAACUGUUAUUUUUAUCCCAGCCAGAUAGGACCCGUUCAGGAAAAGAGCUGGUGUUUAUGGCUGGAGUUCAUUGCUAGCUAGGGAGUGUCACCCUUUUCAGAGAGAGUUCUGAUUUCAAGAAUCGCAUUAACAGAAACAGACUAUACUCAAGGAGGAACCCACAUUUGCAAGUUAUUUUUUCUAAAUAAUUUAAAAGUACAGGUAAUACAAAGGUUUGCUUUUGUACUAAUAUUUAUUUCUGCCGAGUGUUUUCCUUUUAAUUUGUUUUCGAACUGUAUAUUCACUAUAUAUCCUCUUGGGUCACACAUUUUUAAUUACAUUUAUUUGACAUUUUAUAACACUCUGUGGAGUUCGAGAAGCUGCCCUGCCAAAACUUUGAAAAAAAAAACCAUGCAUUAUAAAAUAGAUGCAUAGAUAGGAAACUUAACAUAGGACAAUCCCACACAGUGACUGAAAGGGAUAUUCUCUUGAUACAAAGCAGUUAUAUAUACCCUAGCACAUUUAUAACCUAGCCCCUCAAAAGCCAGCAUUUCUUGUGCAAUAGAUUAUGUGUUGCCAGCUCCAUUUUUUAUUGCAUUUGUGUUUGGUAAAAAGGAACAAGGUCUAGUUACGUGAUAGUAACAUUUCUCCGUACAAAAGUGACUGCAGGGUAAUUACAUGUGAAAGAUUGGUUUCCACAGCACGGUCGUACACUGUUGAAUUUUAACCUCAGUGUUCUGCUGUUGUUUUGAAUGGCGUUACUGCAGUUCUCAGUUUUGAAUUGGGUUAUCCUUUCAGGACAGUGUGCAGUUUUAAAAGAGGAGUUCUAUAACUAGGUAGAGCCUAGUGUUGCAUUUAAGCAUUUAACUGUGAAAUUCAAAAGGUUUGGGGAGGAAAGCCCCUUAAUGAUUGAGAGGAAAAUUGUGAUUGCUAUCAAAUAAAUUUAUUAAAUUAUUCAAA
Acipenser ruthenus (sterlet) is the source of this 5044-nucleotide messenger RNA. RefSeq names its product TIR domain-containing adapter molecule 1-like. Gene Ontology annotation, biological process: positive regulation of canonical NF-kappaB signal transduction; positive regulation of myeloid dendritic cell cytokine production; TRIF-dependent toll-like receptor signaling pathway. Gene Ontology annotation, molecular function: protein kinase binding. The transcript is spliced from 2 exons. Bases 1010 to 3226 code for a protein of 738 amino acids. Lineage: Eukaryota; Metazoa; Chordata; Actinopteri; Acipenseriformes; Acipenseridae. The record is from RefSeq and is a predicted model, not a curated record.